GAAGCACCACAANUUAGAGAGAAAAACAAAACUGUGGUCCUAAAUUGGAUUCCUGGUCAUUGUGGCAUUAAAGGCAAUGAGCUUGCUGACACACUUGCUAAGAAGGGGACAACGAUUUUCCAUUGCAUGGACUGGCCGAUGUCUUUCCACACAAUGAAGGCCUUAAUCAGGAGAGAAUUCCAGACCUCAAGGUGCAACGAAAUUAAAGCUCGAACAAAGGAGAAACAGUGGACAGUGGCACUCUCCGACAUACCCGACUGGCCAAGAAUCGAAGCCGUUGCUGAGUUUAGACUACAUACCGAACACGAUUGCUUGGCAAAACGCCUUCAGAGAUUGGGAGUAUACACUCAACCCACGUGCCCUCUAUGUAACCUACAGGAGGAAAUGUAG
Rodentolepis nana is the source of this 390-nucleotide messenger RNA. Lineage: Eukaryota; Metazoa; Platyhelminthes; Cestoda; Cyclophyllidea; Hymenolepididae. The record is from the annotation of a GenBank genome assembly.